Paramecium pentaurelia is the source of this 2987-nucleotide messenger RNA. The record is from the annotation of a GenBank genome assembly. Lineage: Eukaryota; Ciliophora; Oligohymenophorea; Peniculida; Parameciidae.
AUGUAAAUUUUAAAGAAAUUCGCAGAUUCAAAGACAGCCCAGAUAGGUAUCAUAGUUGCAUUGGGUUUGAGUGGUGUUGUUUUGGGUUAUCAUUAAUAUGAUAAAGCCAGAAAAUCUAGCUUAAUUGUCACUCAAAAUCCACCUGUUUCUUAAAAUGAGUUUGAAUAGAAUCGAUUUUUAACUUAAGCAGGAGCCAUUUAAAGAUGGGGUCAAAUUGUAUAAGGAAGUAUUUCAUAUAAAGUGGAUUUAUUAUUGAAAGGAGGUACUUAUAUAAUAAUGAUAAUGUGUAGGUGAAUCAUAUAGUGGUUUAGUAACAUUGGAUUUUGAAGCAAAACAUACUUUGACAGAUUUGUAUGUUGAUUUUAGAGGUAAAAAAGUUGUGAAAUUGGUUGUCAAUGGAAAUAAGAUUAAUAAUUUGGAUUGGAAUGGAUUAUUUAUCAAAGUACCUAAAGAAUAUUUGAGUACAUCUUAAAAGAAUAGAGUGAAUAUAUAAUUUGAUUAAAAUUAUGCUAAAGAUGGAUGUGGAUUACAUGGAUUCAUUGAUAAAGAUGGAAAAUAAUAUUUAUAUAGUUAAUGUGAAUCUUAUUUCACAAAUAGAUUGUAUAAGAAUUUUAAUAAAUUAGUUUCCCUUGUAUGGAUCAACCUGAUUUGAAAGCUUAAUUGAGAUUCACAGCAGUAUGUCCUAAAGAAUGGGUAGUUAUUUCAAAUGAAAAUGCUGAUCAAAAUGGAUAGUUUAAUUAUGCUUAAGCUACUAAUAUUAUUAAGGCAUAUUAACCUGAAGAAUUUAUAGAGAGUCAACUCUAAAAUCUUGAGAAUUCAGAUUCAUACAACUUUUGGGUAUUUGGUGAGACAAAAAUAUUACCAACUUAUUUAUUUGCUUUAGUAGCAGGUGAAUAUUGGUCAAUUAAAUUUUAAGGAGAAGUAGGUGAUGUUCCAUAGACUAUUUAUUGCAGAGAAAGUUUAAAAGAACAUAUGAUGAAUCUUCAAGAUUUUAUUUUUGAAGUCACUAAGAAAAGUAUGAAAUUUUAUGAGGAUUUCUUUGGAGUCAAAUAUUAAUUCAAUAAAUAUGAUUCUUUAUUUGUUAAUGAAUAUAAUUGGGGUGCAAUGGAAAAUCCUGGAUGUGUAACAUUUAAUGAUUUUUAUGUAUUCAAAGAAAAGAAACCAGCAACUAGUUACACAUAAUUUGCUAAUACAAUUACUCAUGAAAUGGCUCAUCAUUGGUUUGGAGAUUAUGUAACAAUGAAGUGGUGGAAUGAUUUAUGGUUAAAUGAAAGUUAUGCAGAUUUCAUUUCUCACUUUUGUUUAGAAAAUAUUUAAAUUGAAUCAAUCAAAUUAUCAAAUAUUCCUGUUAUGUUCAAUUAAAGAAAAGGAUGGGGAUAUAGAGAAGAUUAAAUGGUAACUACACAUCCAAUUGCUGGUGAUGUUAUUAAUACUGAAGUAGCAGAAAAUAUAUUUGAUGGAAUUACAUAUUCUAAAGGAGCUUCAGUAAUGAAAUAAUUAAUGUGUAUUAUGGGAGCAGCUAAAUUUGGAGAGGCAUGUGGAAAUUACUUUAGGAAAUUUGGAUGGAAGAAUGCUGUUUUAUAAGAUUUAAUUGAUCAUUUAUAAGAGAAAUUUGAUAAUCCAGAAUUUACAUUAUCAUAAUGGAAAUAAUAAUGGAUUGAAACUGCUGGUAUGAAUGAAAUUGAACCUUAAUGGGAUUAAACAGAUAGAACUCAUUAAGCAAAAUUAACUAUAUAUUAAAGACCUGCUUUAAGUUAAUUCUCUACUUUGAGAAUUCACAAAAUUAAAAUAGGAUUAUUCCAUGAUAAUGGUAUUGAUUCUAUUGAUGCUGUACUCAAAGCAACUGAAGAAAACGUCAUUACUUAUGAUGGUAGUAAGGGAUAUAGAGCAAUAUUAUUAAAUUAUGAAGAUUAAUCAUUUGUUAAAGUACUUCUUGACUAAGAAUCAACUAAAUAUUUCAGUUAAAAUUUAUAAGCAGUUAAUGAUGUUCUUACAAGAACUUUGAUUUACAGAGCUCUUUUUGAUAGUGUAAGAGAUGGUAAAAUAUGUUCAGAAGAAUAUGUUGAUUUCUUAUUAAAUUAAUUACCAAGAGAAAAUUCAGAUGAAAUUUUGAAUUCUCAAUUAAUGUUCUUAUAAGCUGCUAUUGGAUCCAUGACACCAAGAAGGUAAUUUAUUAAUAUAAUUAUUAUAGAUUCAAGAAGACACUUGGAAAAAGAGUAUUUGCAUUCCUUCUAGAAUAAUUAGUCAAAGUUAGCAAAGAUCCAUAAUUAGAAAAUAGAAUGAUUCUAUUGAGAAACAACUUAACAUCAUUUGCAUAUGAUAAUUCCUGUAUCGAUGAAUUGUUAGCUUGGUUCUAAGGUUAAAAUUAAGAAUUAUCAUAAAUUGAAUGUACAAAAGAUAACAAAUGGGCAAUUGUUAAAUUAGUUUAUGCUUCAUAAAAAUAUGAUGAAAAUUCUGAUUUGAGAAAAGAGAUACUUUAAAAGAUGUUGUAACUUGAUACUUCUGAUGCAGCUUCAAGAGCACAAUUAAGAUGUUAAGCUCUUAUUGCAAAUGAAUAAGAAAGAGCUGCUCUUUGGUAAAAGUUCAUUGAUCCAAACGAUAAAGAAUCAGUCAAAAUGAUGUAAGAAUCAAUGGCCGGUUUCAAUAAUGAAAGACGUUACCUAAGUUUGGAACCUUAUUAAGAUAAAUUCUUUGAAGUCAUUAUUUAAAUCUUUUAAACGAAAAGUAAUGAUUUCAGUAAGACCUUUUAUGAUUAUUUGUUCCCAAUCACUGAUGAUUUGGCCAGUCUUUGCAAUGUAUUAAUUAAUAUUUAUAAUUUUAGAAAAUUGAGAAGUUGAGAGCUGCUGUUCCUUAAAAUUUGAUCACUCUAAAGAUAUAAGUUGAUAAAUCACUUGAUACAAUAAAGAGAUAAGUGAAAUAAUUUGAAUGUUUCUGUAACCAAGCCAAAUUAGCUACAUAAUAAUAAGUACAAGAAAAAGAUGUAUGAG